AUGAUGAAUCAUUCACCUACCACUCCACUAGAAUUGAUUUUCAGUCAAGACUUUUUCAUCCAUGCUUUAGACGCAUCCAGCACCAGCAACCACCAUCUUCCCAACGAAUCAACCACUACUCAGCAACAACACAUUCCUCAACUCCAAGACUCUAUCCGAGCCAGAGAAAUCAAACUUCUUCCCAACAAUGAUUCAACACCAACUUUAUCUUACCAACGAUUACCCACCACCAACUACCUUCAACACAAUCCUCUCAUCACAGGUCGAUAUUUCAACACGCCAAAUGAUAUUAAUCCAUCAUCUCAGAUCUCAGCUCCUCACAGAGAUGUACCUUCAGUACCAUUACCUCCUCUCGCCUCCAAGAAUCAUUCUCUUCCUCCUCAUCAACAUCAAUCCUUCACUCCUGAACUAUCUAACACUAUUGUCGAUUCGAGUCGGAAUGAUGAGGGUUUACUUCUUCCCAAAUGUUUCAUAUUGACUCACAAGCUCAAUCCUUUGAGUGUGGAUGAAUAUAUCGAAACGAUGAAUACAGUCAUGAGAAAAGUUCGUGAGCUACAACUGGAUCAGCAUGAAAAGUUGAAACAUCACAUUCCUCAUGUGCAUUUGAUGAAUGGGUUUUCGGUUGAGGGAAUUCUUGCAAUUUUGAAUGAUUCUGGCGUGUCACAUGACAUGGUCAACACUACAAAAAAGAACAAGCCCGUUUUCAUUCCAUUCGAAAGUUAUCGAAUGCAAUUAUAUGAAGAUAUUUUUGGACGAGUGUUGAAAGAAGGUACUAAUCAAGCUCGUGUUGAGGAGUGGUUUGCAAAUAUUAUUCUCUCAAAAAUUAGUGAAGGCCUUGGUAGUGGAAUGACUCUGAAUGACAGUAAUGGAAACAAUAGUCAUCGUGUGGUUGAUGAGACAAAUCAUUCUGAGGAAGAGGGCAACAAUAAUGCAAUUUCCAGCAAUAUGAAAUUUCACUUUUUCACAUUUAUUCAAACUUAUGGAUAUUGGGCCAUACCACUAAGUGAUCAAUCGAGUGCAUUUGAUGUCGAGAACUCUCCAUUAAGAAGAUUAAAUCAAAUUCUGGGAUUUAGGCGCUCUAAAAUGUAA
This is a messenger RNA of Naegleria lovaniensis, 1089 nucleotides long. RefSeq lists its product as uncharacterized. The coding region runs from base 1 to 1089 and encodes 362 amino acids. NCBI's taxonomy places the organism in Eukaryota, Heterolobosea, Eutetramitea, Acrasida, Naegleriidae. The transcript has a single exon. The record is from RefSeq and is a predicted model, not a curated record.